This is a messenger RNA of Oryzias latipes (Japanese medaka), 1631 nucleotides long. RefSeq names its product transmembrane protein 120Ab (gene tmem120ab). The record is from RefSeq and is a predicted model, not a curated record. Gene Ontology annotation, cellular component: membrane. NCBI's taxonomy places the organism in Eukaryota, Metazoa, Chordata, Actinopteri, Beloniformes, Adrianichthyidae. Gene Ontology annotation, biological process: fat cell differentiation.
UUGUGCAAUAAACUGUCGACAGAAAGAUGAUAUGCAUGCUGACAAUACUUCAAUAUAGCUUUUCAAGCCCUGUCAUGCUGCAAAAACAAUUAACUGUUCUACAAAUUUGUGAGUUUUCCUUUGACUAAUCAAAAUGUCUGAAGAUUUAGCAGAAGUUGUGAAUGAGUGGAAACGUCUAGAGGAAGAGUAUCAGCAACUUCAGGAUACACACAGAAGAUAUUUGCACAAACUGGAUGAAAUCUCCAAACUGCAGAACAACUGUUCUUCAUCUAUUGUCCGCCAGCGUAAAAAUCUCAAGGAGUUGUCUCGUCGCACAAAAAAGAAAAGGCUUUCACAGGAAGAGGCAAACACAUUGGCUGAAAUCAAAGACAAACUUAAGACCAGACAAAAUGCUUUUGAUGAAAUGGAGGCAUUUCUUCCCAAGAAAAAUGGGUUGUACCUUAGUUUGGUUCUUGGAAAUGUCAACGUGACUCUUUUCACAAAACAGUCAAAGUUUGCCUACAAAGACGAAUAUGAGAAGUUUAAGCUGUACCUAACUGUCAUCCUGCUGCUGCUCUCCUUUAUAUGCUAUGGUUUUGUUAGCUACAGAUUUCUAGAUGCAAUCCUCAAUUUUCUGCUGGUUUGGUUCUACUGUACAUUAACUAUCAGGGAAAGCAUCCUCAUCACAAAUGGCUCCAGGAUCAAAGGAUGGUGGGUUUUCCAUCACUACAUCUCCGCCUUUUUGUCUGGUGUGAUGCUAACAUGGCCCGAUGGGAACCUCUACAAGAUGUUCAGGGGCCAGUUUCUAGCCUACUGCUUGUAUCAAAGUUUCGUACAGUGCCUGCAGUGUUAUUAUCAAAGUGGAUGUCUGUACAGACUACGAACACUUGGAGAAAGACACAACAUGGAUCUGACUGUAGAGGGUUUCCAGUCUUGGAUGUGGAAAGGACUGACAUUUCUUUUGCCCUUCCUGUUUUUCGGUCAUUUUUGGCAGCUUUUCAAUGGCCUGUCCCUGUUCAGAAUGGCUCGACUCCCAGACUGCAAAGAAUGGCAGGUCCUGGUCUGUGGUCUCUGCUUCCUGAUUCUCUUUAUGGGAAAUUUCUUCACCACUCUUGCUGUCGUUCAUCACAAAUCCAAGAAGAGAAAUCAGAACUCAAAGAGCCAGUGAUAAAAAUUCUCAUCUAUGCUCUCCUAACAGUUCAUGUUAAAAAACCUAGAGUCAAGUUCUUUGUUAUUAUGUUUAACAUAUAGUAGCCUAUAAUUCUAGAUUCAUCUGAGAUUACCUUUAAGAGUAGCCUUUUUACAAUUGAUUAAUAUACAGAGAGAUGAUUUUUUAAAGUAUAACAAAUCAUAAAAAAGUUUAGCUUUGAUCUUUAAAACAUACAUGUGGGGCCUCAGUGCUUAGGGGAAAUUAUUUCCACUGUUAAUUAUGUCUAAUAUGUCUAAUGUCUUGUAAUGUUCUUCAAUGCUGCAAAAAAAACGUAAUCCACUUUAAAAUGCCUCUGUGACAGUUCUGCACAAAUAAAGCUGCUUCACCUGUUUGAUAAUAAAUACUUUUUUGUUGACUUUACUGAGUGAUUACAGAAUUUUUGUACGUUUAUGAUAGCAAGAAUUUCAUUUUGAAUUAAAAAAAAACAAAUGACAAACUAAAA